AUGGAUCUUGACGGGGAGAAUCUAGGAGGAUCAUUUGGUCUGGGCAAAGUCCUCGCUUCGUCUGGAAUUGACCCUUCCGCCUUCUCCUCUUUCUUCUCCAAGACUUCUGGUGGCGAGGCCCGGGCAGGCAACUCUGCAUUCGAUGAUGUAGAUGCCCAGUCGGACAAUGGAGAGAAUUAUGAGGACGAUGUCUCGGACUCAGAGCUCCCUAGGGAGACGGCCGAGGAAUUGAGAGCUAGGGAAGCUAGAAAGGCAGAGGAGGAAAGAUGGGUCCGAAGAGCUCAGGCAAUGCAAGCUCAGGCGGAGAGUGAAAAGGCCAAGGAGGCCAGAGAGAGGAAAAAGUUGGAAAAGGCGCAGAGCGAUGCUGGGCGAGUCAAGAAGCUCUGGCCAGAUUUCGAGCACGGCAAGAGACUCAAGAUGAGUGAGGUGUUCUACGAAACACCCGCAAUGAGGCGUGCUUGGAGAGCCGACCUGAGCAGGAAGAAGAGACGGAAAGUAGAGCACAUUGAGUACCCGUUCAAAGUCGCAGCGGAUACAGACCUACCACCACAAUCGCUGUUCCUGCAGCAUCUGGAACCUCUACCGAGCGUCGACUCUCACUCGGCGCUUUAUGAGACCCCUAUCGGACGAUACUUCGACCCAGAAUGGAUCAAGUCUGCAAAGACCGCUCGGCUCAUAGACUUGAAACGUCCCCCACACGGAAUAGAUCUCGACUUUACCCCUCUUACGCCUUUCACCGAGGACACAGGGAGUGCAUCGUUGAACCUCGUAGACUGGGAGGAUGACAUUAUCUUCAACGCGCUCUCGGUGCAGGAAGAAAAGGACAACCCUAUAGAGCCGCUGAAACCUCGGAACGACAUUCUCGACUCAGGAGAUUGGCUCAGUGAUAUUAUCUGGGACGCGUCGCGCUUAUCUCCCGGCCUUGUUCAGAGCGAUGAGGAGUCGGACGAUGUAGCUCGACCUGCAGCAUUGACUUCUGGCCCAGUUCGGACCGGACCUCUGGCCAAAUUGGACCCUUACAACAUUUCAAACGACCACUUGUAUGAAAGAAGUCGCGAGUCACGCUAUAGGAUCCGUCAAACUUUCGGUGCUAUUGAAGUGUUCCACUCGGCCCCAGCGAAGAAUCUACAGAUCCCUUUCUACAAAACAACCUUGUCCAAAGCCGAGGCGCGCGCUUGGCGGAGACCCGCACUGCAAUUCCCCACAGGCGUCACAUUGUCCUUUUCCAAAUUGAAAUCCAACCCAUCGGCCACCAUCAGCAAGAAGAACAAGGCAUUGAUGGCAGAUCCAUCCGAGCGAUUCAAAACGACUAAAGAUUUGAGCAUGUCUGAGAAGGGUCCAUAUGUGUUGUUGGAAUUCUCGGAGGAGUAUCCACCAAUCAUGAGCGGGUAUGGCAUGGGAACAACGAUCGUCAACUAUUAUCGAAAAAAGGACGACAGGGACGAGUCGGUCCCAAAGCUCGAUUUCGGUCAACCAUCCAUUCUCAACGUGGGAGAUGGCGAACCUUACCUUUUGGGCUAUGUCGAUCGAGGCAAGGUAACGCAAAUUAUUCACAACAAUUUACUCCGAGCUCCCAUAUUUCGACAUCAGCCAGAGUCGUCAGACUUCUUAGUUGUGCGUCAAACCAUCAACGGUCAUGCGUCAUACUACCUCCGAAUGAUCAACAACUUGUUCACUGUCGGUCAGACUGUACCCAACGAGUCCGAAGUGCCAGGCCCACACGCUAGAAAGAAUACCAAUACGGCUAAACAACGACUCAUGAUCGUCGCUUGGCUUUUGAUGCAAAGAAACAAGCAGGGCAAGCUUAAAUUGAGCAAGUUGAUCAAAUACUUCCCGGAUCAGACAGAGUUGCAGAUCCGACAGAGACUGAAAAUCAAAGGAAAUGAAUUCCUUAUGUACGCUCGUCGUGAGGGCCCGAAUCAAGGUUUCUGGCAAUUGAACCCCGACUAUGAUUUCCCAAAGACCAGGAAGGAAGUCAUUGAGCGAUGUCCACCAGAAGCGGCGAUGCUGUACGAGGCCAUGCAAGUCGGAGCCCGACAUUUGCAUGAUGCGGGAUACUCGAAGACUGCCGAGGGCAAGGAAGAUGACGAGUUCGGAGACGAUUCAAACUUGGACGUCGAACAGCAGCUGGCCGUAUGGAGCACCACGCUCAAUUUCAAGCGCGCAGAAACGUCCAAAGCUUGGCUGAUGGUGCAUGGAGAAGGCGAUCCAACGGGCCGAGGAGAGGGAUUUAGCUUCUUGCGGACGAAUAUGAAGAGUUACUUUUUGCGCAAAGGGGAGACAGAGCAAGGCAGACGAUUGGAGGCAGAGGAGAAAGCCGGGGGCAACGUUGUUAAAAUCUCGAAUACGGCCCAACAGAUCAUCUACGAGGAAGAGAAGCGUAAAGUUUGGGAUCUUCAAUGGGCUGCGCUCAGUAACCCUGUACCGCCUGAGCUCAAAGGGGAGGAUGAUCUUGACAGGCCUGGCGCGACUUCUGCCGCGCUCGGUCCGAGGUUCGCUCGUUCCGACAGCCGACGAGCGUUGUCCCGAGGUAACUCGAUGGCUGCAACCCCGAUAGAGAGCCCUCGUUCCCCGAGCGCGUUCUCAGCAGACGGCGAGAGCGCUUACACGGGUAACGCUGGGGCAGGCAAGGUCAUGCGAAUCCGCCGUACGAUCAAAGGCAAGCAAGUGACUGAGAUUGUUAGAGAUCCAGCGGUCAUCGCUUCGUAUAUGAAACGGAUCGAGGAGCAGAAACUGAACUACUACAUGGACCAUCCGGAUGAGCUUGAGCCCACGGGUGCAGAUGAUGCCAUCAAGAUGGAAGCCCUCCGCAAGAACCUCGAAAAGUUCAAGAAGAAUCAGCUCCGGCGAGCGGCUAGGAAGAAGAGUAUGGCUGGCGAGUUGACGGUGUAUGAAGGUGACGAUGAGAUUGGCAGACGAAAAUGCGGGGCGUGUGGGCAAGUCGGGCACACCCGUGCCAAUCGAGCUUGUCCAAAGUACAAUGCCAACACGGCUCCAUCCCCCGUCGGCACUACACCCGGCGCUCAAGCUGGAAUGUAUGGUAUGACCUAUGUUCCCUCACCUCACGAGGGAUCCAUGCCUCCACCACCUACAGAAGGAUCGACAAACAUCAAGAUCAAGCUGGGUCUAAACAGACCUCCCUCUGGCGCAUAA
Messenger RNA from Kockovaella imperatae, 3153 nucleotides. RefSeq names its product putative transcription initiation factor TFIID 111 kDa subunit. Gene Ontology annotation, molecular function: RNA polymerase II general transcription initiation factor activity; histone acetyltransferase activity; RNA polymerase II general transcription initiation factor binding. The transcript has 13 exons. Gene Ontology annotation, biological process: RNA polymerase II preinitiation complex assembly; transcription by RNA polymerase II. Bases 1 to 3153 code for a protein of 1050 amino acids. The record is from RefSeq and is a predicted model, not a curated record. NCBI's taxonomy places the organism in Eukaryota, Fungi, Basidiomycota, Tremellomycetes, Tremellales, Cuniculitremaceae. Gene Ontology annotation, cellular component: transcription factor TFIID complex.